AUGCUCCGCACAAUUAAUAACCUGGUUCAGACUCUUCUUAUUCAGGCCCAUAUGCCACACCAAUAUUGGGCCGAAGCUCUUUCCACGGCCUCUUAUCUUCUCAACAUCUUGCCCUCUUCCGCUAUCUCAAACCAAAUCUCCUUUACCAAACUCUUCAAUGUGCCGGCUCGUUAUUCUCACCUACGAACCUUUGGAUGUCUCUGCUAUCCAAAUCUCUCCGCCACUACUGCUCACAAACUGGAACCACGGUCCACACCAUGUGUUUUCCUCGGAUAUCCAAAUAAUCACCGUGGAUAUCGAUGCCUCGACAUUUCUACCCGUAAGGUUAUUCUCUCUCGUCAUGUCAUCUUUGACGAAUCUACUUUUCCUUUUUCUUCAAUUUCAAAAUCGCUUGAUCUUGCUACACCAUCUCUUGAGCUUUUGCCUUCUCCUUCUCCUAUUCUUCGAGACAGCACCCCACCAGCUCCUGUCUCCUCGACCUCUGACGCAGCUCCUCCACCUCCACCUCCAGAUAUGCGUCACCAUAUGGUCACCCGAGCUAAAAGUGGUAUCAUUAAACCACGCAAUCCUCUAUGUUUACAUAUUGACAUAGUUUCUCCUUUACCAACCUCUCAUGUUCAGGCAGCACAAGAUCCAAGUUGGAAUCCUUCAAUGGCAGAGGAAUAUAACGCUCUUAUUAAAGCAGGAACGUGGACCUUGGUGCCACGACCAGUUGCUACUAAUAUUAUUCGAUCUUUGUGGAAUUUCAGGCAUAAAUUCAAUGGAGAUGGCAAACUCACUCGCCACAAGUCACGACUCGUAGCCAACGGAAAAUCUCAACAACCAGGCAUUGACUGUGACAAGACUUUUAGUCCCAUUGUCAAACCCACAACCAUCCGUGCCUUUCUUCAUGUUGCAAUCAAUAAAGACUGGCCAAUCAGACAGUUAGACAUCAAGAAUGCUUUUCUCCACGGAACUCUUGAUGAAACAGUCUACAUGCACCAACCGCCUGGUUUCGUUGACAAGACCAAGCCUGAUCACGUUUGUCUCCUCAAACGCUCUCUUUAUGUGUAA
Messenger RNA from Microthlaspi erraticum, 1053 nucleotides. The record is from the annotation of a GenBank genome assembly. Lineage: Eukaryota; Viridiplantae; Streptophyta; Magnoliopsida; Brassicales; Brassicaceae.